Messenger RNA from Triticum dicoccoides, 1487 nucleotides. RefSeq lists its product as uncharacterized. The transcript is spliced from 4 exons. The record is from RefSeq and is a predicted model, not a curated record. Lineage: Eukaryota; Viridiplantae; Streptophyta; Magnoliopsida; Poales; Poaceae. Bases 305 to 1252 code for a protein of 315 amino acids.
GAGAGAGGGAGGGAGGGAGGGAGGGAGACAGCUCCCGCUUCAAGCCUCCUCCUCCGAAUUCAGCAACCGCCGCACCCCCCGCCAUACCCUGCCGAGCCAUCCAUCUCAAAAGCAGCAGCGGGCAUGCAGAUGCAGUGCAGCUAGCAGAAGCGCCUAAAGCCACCGCCGCCACAUGCUGCGUGUUGCCUCUGCCUAGCACAAGCGCAGGCCGGUACGCGCGCACCAUUUAUCUUCCCCUUCCCCUGCCAUUGCCGAGCUCGGGUACGCUGCGAGGUCGCUGCGUCGACAAGGGUGGCCGGGAGGAAUGUCUGAACCAGCCACGCAAUGCAGGGGAAAUGGCGGCGGCGGCGAGGGCGGUGCCGGCGGCAUGAGGACGGUGGAGUGCCUCAGAGGGAGGCUGCUCGCCGAGAGGGUGGCGUCCAAGGCGGCCAAGGAGGAAGCCGACCAGCUCGCCGCCAGGUUGGAUGAGCUUGAGAAGAAGCUCUCCGACGAGGUCAAGAUCAGGGACAGGGCGGAGCGGAGGCUGAGGAGGGCCAUCAAGAGGCUCGAGUCCGUCAAGAUUCUGGAUGUGGGGAGCUCCAUCGGCUCGCUCUCCUCCAACUCCAACGCCUGCUCCGGCCAACAGGCGGCGCCGGAGAUGGACGGUCCGGCGAGCUCGUUGAGCACCGUCGAUCCCGUACGGUCCGGCCCUCGCGAGGACAAGGGAUGGGACGGCGAGAGCGUGAAGGGCUCCUCGGCCGGUUCCUGCACUCAGGCCAACUCCUCCCAGGACGGGAGCUGGUUCUCCGUUGUGUCCGAGCAGUCCGGCUCUGGAGUCUGCAAGGAGGAGGAGAGUCGCACGGAGGACUCUGACGACGCCGCGAACGAGAAGUGCGGUUCCGGUGACGGCGCUGGUGACGUUGAUCGUGAUUCAGAGAGCAGGAGAGAAGAGCAGCCUGGAGCGUCCAGCGGCUCGUCAAAAUCCGAAGCGAGCUACCGCGACGAGGAGGACGACAGGCUCGCGCUGGUGCUGGCAGACAACCCGCACUACAGCGCAGAGCCGGCCGAGACCAAGGAGAAGGAGGAGGAGAAAGAAGAGAAUGACGGGCUCGCCAUGGUCCUGGCGGACCCCCAGCCGAGAGCGACGAGCGUCGGCGGCAACGACGUGCAGUCGGUCCUGCUGGCGCUGCGGCAGGUCAAGGAGCAGCUGCGCUACACCAUUCAGAGGAGGUCCGAGGGGCUUGUCGCGCACCGAGAGCUAUGCGGUCACUGACCGAGCCUGUUCUGUUCUGGUCUCAAAAGCAUCUUUUGUUGUUGUUGCGAUGGUCUCAUAAUUAUAAGCAUCCCGAGAAGCGGAAGCUCAAGUGUGUUGCACUUGCACUUGCAGUGCUGUAUUUAUCUACAGCGUUAUGAGUAUAUAUAUGCUGGAAUAAGCUUUACUGGUGUGAGACGUUGUAGUGGUUGUAUAUAUAUUUAUAUGAAAAGUGAAUCCCCUGUGUUGUUUAUUA